AUGCAGCGAUUACUCUUUCCGCCCUUGAAGGCCUUGAUGGGGAGCCCGUGUCUCCGACUGCUGGCCCCCAGGGCGGCGCCUCGAUCGCAGUGUGGCUGCCGCUGUGGGAUCGGGACCCCCUUGAGGCCAGGGCAGUACAGCACCAUCUCUGAAGUAGCUUUACAGUCUGGAAGGGGUACGGUGUCCCUUCCUUCAAAGGCUGCUGAGCGGGUGGUAGGCCGAUGGCUCCUGGUCUGCAGUGGAACAGUGGCUGGAGCAGUUAUUCUUGGUGGAGUAACUAGAUUGACAGAGUCUGGCCUCUCAAUGGUAGACUGGCAUUUAAUAAAGGAGAUGAAGCCACCUACAAGCCACGAGGAAUGGGAAGCAGAAUUUCAAAAAUAUCAGCAAUUUCCAGAAUUUAAAAUCUUAAAUCAUGAUAUGACGCUGGCAGAAUUCAAGUUCAUCUGGUACAUGGAGUACUCUCACCGAAUGUGGGGUCGCCUGGUAGGCCUCGCAUACAUCCUGCCUGCUGCCUACUUUUGGAGAAAGGGCUGGCUCAGCCACAACAUGAAAGGACGUGUUCUUGCCCUCUGUGGUUUAGUAUGCUUCCAGGGCCUGUUGGGAUGGUAUAUGGUGAAAAGUGGAUUAGAAGAAAAACCAGAUUCUCAUGACAUCCCUCGGGUCAGUCAGUACCGCCUGGCCGCCCACCUGGGAUCAGCCCUGGUUCUUUAUUGCGCCAGCUUGUGGACUUCACUCUCACUGCUGCUUCCUCCGCACAAGUUGCCUGAAACCCGUCAGCUCCUGCGGUUGAGACGAUUUGCUCACGGAACAACAGGCCUGGUGUUCCUUACAGCUCUCUCAGGGGCUUUUGUGGCAGGACUGGAUGCUGGGCUUGUUUACAACUCCUUCCCCAAGAUGGGAGAAUCUUGGAUCCCAGAAGACCUUUUCACCUUCUCUCCCAUCCUGAGGAAUGUUUUUGAGAAUCCUACUAUGGUGCAGUUUGAUCACCGGAUUCUGGGAAUCACUUCAGUUACUGCCAUUACAGCGCUCUACUUCCUCUCCCGGAGAAUUCCCCUUCCUCGCAGGACCAAGAUGGCAGCAGCCACUCUGCUGGCGUUGGCAUAUACACAGGUGGGCUUGGGCAUUAGCACUCUGCUAAUGUACGUUCCAACUCCUUUGGCUGCUACUCACCAGUCAGGCUCCUUGGCUCUGCUCAGUGUUGCCCUUUGGCUCAUGAGUGAACUCCGAAGAGUCCCAAAAUAA
Pipistrellus nathusii (Nathusius's pipistrelle) is the source of this 1242-nucleotide messenger RNA. The record is from the annotation of a GenBank genome assembly. NCBI's taxonomy places the organism in Eukaryota, Metazoa, Chordata, Mammalia, Chiroptera, Vespertilionidae.